CGGCCGCGGGCUUGGCACGGGGCGCCUGGGGCCUGGAGGGGGCGCCGCGCGGCGGAGGAGACGGCGGGAGACCGCGCCGGGCAGGUUUCUGGAACAGACCUAGAGCUUCACCAAGAGAAUUCAACUUGGAAACCAAGACUGGUAGACUCUCAUAUCUUCCAACAAGAGGCAGAAGUCAGAAAGAGACUGCAGAUUCUUGGGACACCUGUUUUCCUUUUGGAGGACACUAAGUUCUUUGAGAAGACAAGCAGUUCAAUAUGGCAACCGAACUGAAAGAACAGGAAGGAACCAUUACUGUGAUUUGGUGACGGUUCUUCAAACGACAAGUGUCUUAAGAAAAACUGGAUAAAGAACUUCUGAACUUUUUGGGUUCAUUAAGUGAGGAGUCAGCAUGGCUCAGGUAAAAAGCUCUAGCGUCCUCCUCCAAGACCAUUCACUGGGAAGCCUGUUUGCAGUGUCACUCUUGAAUUCUGCCUUAGUCAACAGUAUUGACCGUCCCCAGUGAGCCGAGCUCUGUAUUAAGCACCAGGGGGAGAUCUAGAGGAAGGAAAGGAGACAGGCCACAGCCCCUGCCUUCAGGGAGCUUCCAGUCAAAUGAAGGAGGAAUUUUAUUGAGCUCCUGUUACAUGCAAGGCAUUGUGCUUGGAAUACAAAGAUGAAUAAGAUUGUCCUUGUCCCCACUUACUCCAUCGCAUUGUGCUCACUGUUCUGAAAAGGUUGCUUCUCCCAAGCAUUGACUUUGUGCUUGGCACUAAGCAUUUUACAUCCCUCUCUCGUUCUCCUUGGCCCUGUGAAGGCAAGUCUUCUGGCUUGUGAAGGCCUAGCAGGUGUGAGUUUGGUUCCCACUGCAGCCAACAAGAAGAUGAUGCUGAGCCAGAUUGCCAGCAAGCAGGCCGAAAAUGGCGAGCGGGCAGGUAGCCCUGAUGUGCUGAGGUGCUCAAGUCAGAUGGACUGUAAGCCUAGAUUUGAUUUGUCUUCAAAGAGCCACCGAAAAGACAGUGAUAAAUCCCGCAACCGCAAAGAUGAUGACAGCUUGGCUGAGGCCUCUCAUUCAAAAAAGACUGUUAAAAAGGUGGUGGUAGUGGAACAAAAUGGCUCUUUUCAAGUAAAGAUUCCCAAAAAUUUUAUUUGUGAACACUGCUUUGGAGCCUUUCGGAGCAGUUACCACCUCAAGAGGCACGUCCUUAUCCACACUGGUGAGAAACCGUUUGAGUGUGAUGUCUGUGAUAUGCGUUUCAUCCAGAAGUACCAUCUCGAACGCCACAAGCGGGUACACAGUGGCGAAAAGCCUUACCAGUGUGAACGAUGUCAUCAGUGUUUUUCUCGGACAGACCGAUUACUCAGACACAAACGGAUGUGCCAAGGAUGCCAGUCCAAGACUUCUGAUGGGCAGUUUUCUCUAUAGGCACGAGGGGCCCUAGGUGGUGGGAGUGCUGAGGAGAGUCUCCAGAAGAGCAUGGCCCCGUGCUCCGACGGUCUCACCACCGCUUCCUCUGAACCUGUCCCCCUUCCUAGAGGACUGGUCCCAGGUGAGCAGAAGAGCAUCAGAGGACCCCAGCUCCAGAGCCUCAGCUCUGUAACUCGCCUGAGACCACGAGUAUCCUGGGACUCCUGCAGCAUUCCUGGGCAAGGGAGCUGGUCCCCAAACCUCAGCUGAGGUGAGGUGGGGACUCAGAGGUGCAGGACCAAGACUGAAAUGUUCCCACAACCUUGGACUGGAACUGGCAGCUAAAAUGGAAAGAACAAGGGAGAGGUAUUUGUUCUGCUCUUGUUUUUGUUUAUCCAAAAGCAAUUUCAGCAGGUAAACCAGGGAUACAGGAAAUGUGGAGAGGAAGAUCCUGAAGCACAGCCAGGACUGUGGCUGGUCCAGUCAUUUCUGUCACCAUAGUCCCUUGGUGUUCCACAGCCCUUACUUCCUCUUUGAAAGCAAACAGGACGGGGCUGGCAGCUGGGCGUCCUUGGACUUCUUACACACUGUGAAGACAACAGGAGAAACUGGGAAGGACAGUGGGCUGGACAAGAAGAGUAGGCACACCUUUCCUCAUCUCAAGAAGAGCAGUGUUGUGUCACGGGUGUUCCUGUGGUUUGUGUAGCCAUGGGACCUGAUGGGUCAGCUCAAGUGCCUUGUGGAGGAGGCUUGGGUGGCGUGGCCCACGCAGCCCUUCCCUCUGGGCACUUGGUCUUGGUUGUGGUUUGUGGCUACCUCGCUUGUCCUUGACUCCAGAAUCCAGGCAGAGUUGAGCAGGGAAUUGUGGGUGUCAGCAUGGGCUGUCCUUCUGUGCCCUCUCAGAACAAGGAUAGUCCAAAGUUUUGCUAACAAUUGUGAGAACAAAAUUGACAGUCCUUAUGUGACUUGUGUGAUAGAGCCCUCUUCCUGUCAGAAUCCUCUGCCUAUUCAAGUAGAGGAGAUGGAGCUCUGGUCUGGUCUGGUCUUCAGUCUCAGAGAACUGACCUUGGCUCCCUCCUGAUAGGCAUCCCAGUAGAGUGGUGGAGGAGGGUUCUUCAGAGGAAGGGUUGAUGGAAGACACUUAAUGUCUGUUUUAUUCUUCACCUUAACUCUAUUCCAACACCUCCAUCUUGUCUACCCCUGGAAAAUGGAUUGGAUUUGUGUGUGUGUCUGAUUUGUGAGUGCCUGUGUUUCUUUGCUUGGAAGGGAUGAGAAAUAUUGACCGAGAUUUAUUCGGCCACCAACUUUGAGGACAGAAAGCAUAGGACAGCCUUCCCAACCCAGACCUGAAGGACAUCCGCCUCCCAGAGCUCGCUGAGAGCGAGGGAACAGAGGGGCUUGUUCCAGAAGGGUGAUUUAACAGUGUACUGGUUAGAGUGUUUCUAAGCCAGGGCUUCUGAACAUGUGUUUCCUAAAGUGAAAUAACUCUCGUCCUGCUAUAGAAAGGAUUCGUAGGGAGAUUUUGGGGUUUCAUUGGGCACUACCCGACCCCUGAGGCCUACUUCAGGUGUGAUCACUGGGUACACCUGAGCACACAGCUGUAGCCGGGUAGGAAUCUGAGAUGGCAGCCUCCAGGAAGAAGUUCUUGACUUGCAGAUGAGAGCCAGGCAGCUCUUCCAGUGUAUUAUUGAGGGAUGGUCCACCACUUCAGGGCAGAGGUACUUAAGGGAAGAAGGGAGGAUGUCUCAGCCUUCAGCUGUCCUCUGAUAGCACCUAAGUGGAGGUCUGAGGAGUGUGCACUGCCGAGUGGUCUAUCUUCCUGCUGUCCCACUGACAUGCUAUAGAGCCUGCACCUCAGACCUUCAUCCACUAUGUGGCCCCUGGGCAUCCAUGUGCACAUAACACAGACCCUUCACUGCUCGAGGGUUCUGCUAGGCUGGAAUUUUUCUGUCAUUCAACUCUGGGAAAGAGGAUAUGUUGAGAAAGAUACCCUCCCAGAAAUGCUUUUGGAAGUGGGAUCCCUCCCUGCCACUUGAAGAUGAUGCAUUUGUCCUGAGAGUUGGAAGAAGGACCCAUUACCUCUGUACAUAUGAAUGUGUGUACUGGGUCAGAGCAGGCCCUGCAGACCGAGGCUUCCUGCCUAGGUAGAAGCUGAGAGAACCGAGAUAGAACUGGAUGUGUACAGAUGGCCCAACCAGAGCCACGCUGCCAAGGCCAGGUGUAAGAAGCUCAGAAGCUGGCUGUGGGUAAGGACAGACAGGCUCUGGGGUGGAGAGUAAUACAGCAGCCAAGGGCCCAGGAACCACAUCUCUACCCCAGGGAAUGCACAGACAGCUGCAAAGGCUCCUGGGCCUGAUGCCCCCCUCUGCUGGGGUGGGUUGUUAGCACUGGACAGAUGUCUCAGGUGUGUAGAAGGGGAAAUGAGAAGGUGGGUGCUCAGACAUCAGAAUGUGGAUGUGGGGUUGGCGGGGAGAGUAAUACCAGUUGGGGGGGGGGGGCUCCUGCACCAGGCCAUCCCACCCUGCCCUUGCCGGUGCCUGCCCUUUCUGUGGUCCCCAGAAGCCUCUUGUCAUCAUUUAGCUACUGAUUGUACUUCAUGGCUUGAUGUAGAGGGUUAGAGGAGUGGAUGUCCACACUUUGAGCCUUCCCCGGGUUCCUUUUGCCCCUGCUGUGGCCCUGGGCUCUUAUCUUCCACUCCCCUCCUACCGUGCUCCAUUUUUUUUUAAAUAUACUUAUUUUGCUAUGGGGGAGGGAACUAUCAAAUGGACAAGAUCACUUUUAAUGUAGUUUUUAUAAGAUGUUAUAAACUUGUAUCUUUUUACCAUUAAAGUGCAGUGUAUGUUCCUUCGUGACAUAUUUAGGAUAUUUAAAUAAAAAAGAGCGCUUUUCUACA
Messenger RNA from Apodemus sylvaticus (European woodmouse), 4280 nucleotides. RefSeq names its product zinc finger protein 740 (gene Znf740). The coding region runs from base 863 to 1405 and encodes 180 amino acids. NCBI's taxonomy places the organism in Eukaryota, Metazoa, Chordata, Mammalia, Rodentia, Muridae. Gene Ontology annotation, molecular function: RNA polymerase II cis-regulatory region sequence-specific DNA binding; DNA-binding transcription factor activity, RNA polymerase II-specific. The transcript is spliced from 9 exons. The record is from RefSeq and is a predicted model, not a curated record. Gene Ontology annotation, biological process: regulation of transcription by RNA polymerase II. Gene Ontology annotation, cellular component: nucleus.